AAGGCAACUGCUAACAAAAUAAAUGCAAUUCUCCUAUCCUUCUACGGUCCAAAACCAAGGACUAUACUCCCACAAAAUCUUCCUAUAAUUAUAUCAAAUAUACAUACAGUUAUUAUUUUUUUAUGAGAUAUUUAAAACUAUAUAUUAAUUCACAUGAUAAAACUACAUAUAUACAUAUAUCAAAACUCCAGAAAAAUUAUUCACCCACUUACUUCAUUUUCAUCUCUUUUCUCUUAUUAACUUACCUCUUUUUAUUCACAAACCCUCAAUAAUAAUUUUUAUUUAUAUAUUUAUAUUACAUACUAAAUUUAGCAACAACGAAAAAAGAAAAGAAAUCGAGAUAAUCGCCAUGGAAACAGGCUCUAUGCUUCUCCGAAACCUGGUUUACUCCAUAUUCGUUUACGCCGAUAAUUCUCUUCUCACCUUUACAGAAAAGCACAGACUCCUCGAACUCAUUCGCUCUUUCCUAAUCGCUUUUGUCCUCUUUCUCCUUCGUUUAAUCCCUUCUCUAACCCCAAACUACUUCCCUUUCCACUCGCUUAAACACACCAAGGACGGCGGCGCGUUCGCUCACUCUCCACCAUCCCUCGACGGCGCCGUCGACGGUGGAGAGAACUCCGGAAUCGGUCGAGCGCUUUCGCAGUUGCUCUCGAUUAUGAGCGAGAUUCCGGUGAGUUCACGGAAGUACGAAGUGGUUCGGUCUUUGGCUGAGAAGAUUAUUGAGGAUAACCGGAGAGAAGUUUCCCCUGCUUUGCGUGAAGUUAACCGGACGGUUUUAUCGGCGGCGUUUUCGAGGACUCUUGGGCAGCUUGAGUUGGAUGUGGUGGAGAAAGGUGUUGUUGGGCCUGAAGUUUGGGCCGAGAGUGGGAAUGGGCCUGGCCCAGUUGAUUAUCCGUUGUACAAGGUUUUGCGAGUGGUUCGAUCCGUUGGGGACUUGGCUUGGACCAAGGUUGGUGGCGGGAGAGCCAGGGAGGGAGGGAGUCGGAGUGGGAGAUCGGCUGAGAAGCUGGCGGCUGAGCUGGUUUGGUUGACGGAAAAGAUGGUGGCGUGUGGGUUUCCCGAAGAAGCUGUAAGGAGGUGGGCUUCGGCUUCACGAUUGGCUUGGCUUGCUAUUUCGGCUGAGCCGCGGCUUCAGUGUUCCCUUGUUAAACUUUCAGCGUUCUUGUUCAAUGAGAGCAAAAACAUGAGAGAAAAGGACGAGUCAGAGUACGAGAAAGAGCAGCUGAAACUGAUGAAGAUUCAAAUGCUGCAAUCAUGGCUGCCACUGCUUUGCAGGGCAAGCAAUGGCACCGAGGCUCCCGUGUUGAGCGCGAGCGAGAGAGCAGAGGUGGAGAGAGUGUUGGAGGAGAUGAUAGAGAGGUUGGAUGAGGAGCAUCAAGAGAAGGUAUUGACCCUUUGGCUCCACCACUUCACUAGUUGCCCCUCUUCAGAGUGGCCUAAUCUCCAUGCCUCUUACAUUCGGUGGUGUGACUCUGCUAGAAACCUCUUGCUUCACCAAGAUGUACUACUUCUUAAUUAAGAAUAAUAAGUUAGUACACUAUGGCAUCCAAUCUUCUAGCAUUAGAAUAAAAUUCGUAUAUUAUUUGGUUCUAUACUAUUUUUUUCUUCUUAAAAUGUGUUAAAAUAUAUUCUUUAUAGAAAUAUUGGUUUCUAGAAUUGUAUAAAUGUAUACACGAGUUUAACUUAUUUUUUUUAUUAGAAUUAAAUUAUUAAAUAAUAAGUUAACACUUUCUUUCA
Molecule: messenger RNA, 1737 nt
Organism: Cannabis sativa
Lineage: Eukaryota; Viridiplantae; Streptophyta; Magnoliopsida; Rosales; Cannabaceae
Exons: 2
Coding region: 350-1519 (389 amino acids)
Source: RefSeq, a predicted model, not a curated record